Messenger RNA from Nicotiana attenuata, 999 nucleotides. RefSeq lists its product as uncharacterized. The record is from RefSeq and is a predicted model, not a curated record. Gene Ontology annotation, molecular function: nucleic acid binding. NCBI's taxonomy places the organism in Eukaryota, Viridiplantae, Streptophyta, Magnoliopsida, Solanales, Solanaceae. The transcript has 6 exons. Gene Ontology annotation, biological process: DNA integration. The coding region runs from base 1 to 999 and encodes 332 amino acids.
AUGGCUCAAAAGAUGUCUGAUCCAGGUAGUUUCACUAUUCCGUGCACAAUUGGGAGCUACGCCUUUGCAAAGGCCUUAUGUGAUCUGGGGGCCAGCAUAAAUCUGAUGCCACUGGCUGUGUACACUAAAUUGGGCAUCGGCAGAGCUAGACCGACUUCUAUGCUGCUACAGCUGGCUGAUCGCACGGUGAAAAGGCCAAUUGGUAUUCUUGAUGAUGUGUUGGCAGAUGAGGAGAUACCUCUCAUUCUGGGUAGACCAUUUUUGGCGACUGGCAGAGCACUGAUCGAUUGUGAGAUUGGGGAACUAAAAAUGAGACCGAACGAUGAAGAAGUCAUAUUCAAUGUUCAGCAAUCUAUGAGAAGACCCAGCGAAUAUGCUAAUUGCUCUUUAGUGGAUGCAGUAGAUGUGAUUCUGCAAGAGGACGACGCGACCCUGGCUGUGAAUGACCCAUUGGAUGCAUGCCGAGGAUUCUGGACAAGGGAACCUCAAUUUGAGUCCCUUGAAUUAGAAAAAAGGGCUACACCUCCAGCAAAGCCAUCAAUAGAAGAACCACCCAAACUGGAGCUAAAGCCACUCCCAAAUCACCUCAGGUUGGCAUUUGAGGAACUGAAUAAGAGAGCCUUCGAGAAACUACUUGCAAAAUAUGAUGUACGCCACAAGGUGGCCACCCCUUACCAUCCGCAAACCAGUGGGCAGGUUGAAGUGUCCAACAGGGAGAUAAAAAGUAUACUAACCAAGACGGUGAAUGCCACAGGAAUUGAUUGGGCAAAGAAGCUUGAUGACGCACUUUGGGCCUGCAAAACUGCGUUCAAAACACCAAUAGGACCAUUUAGAGUAGUACAAAUGUUCCCAUCUGGAGCUGUGGAGAUAACAAGUGAGAACGGCACCAACACCUUCAAGGUUAAUGGGCAAAGACUUAAAAUGUAUGUGGGAGUGGAUGAACUGAAAGAGUUGUCUGUGGUACAUCUCGAUGAACCAAAAAGGUUGAGCGAUUCUUAA